AUGUUCGACAAUUGCGAGCCAAACACCGGGAAAGUGAACACAGCCGGAAGGCAGCUAUCUUCAAUGUGUGUGAUGGCCGUGCAACAAUCUUUUGUGAGAGUUAUGUUCAGGCUGAGGAAGGAAGGCAUAAGCUUUACUACACAGUUUUCUAUCUCGGUUAUGGCUUUCCAGCACUUUAUGAUGUCAGGCAGGAGCAGGAAAGAUGAUGCGCUUGGUAUUGUUGUGCUGACAACUAAGAGGAAAAGGAUGGCAUAUGCUAUUGCUGAUUUCGCCAUUGUUGAUAUGACAAAUUAUUACAAACGAGUUCAUGACGAGCAAUUACUCUGUAUUUUCUGCUUAUCAGAAAUCGGAGAAGGCGAACAAGUCAGAAAACUAAACUGCAGCCAUCUGUUUCAUAGAAGUUGCUUUGAUAAAUGGCUCGAAUAUCGAAGAACAAGUUGUCCUCUGUGCCGAUGUUCUCUGAUUCUGCUCGAGGCGAAGACAGAGCAGCAUGAUGAGGAGAUUGAAGAUGAAGAAGUUGAGGAUUCUGCUACUCCUCUUCUAGCUUUUGUGCAGAGAGAAUGGUGGGGAGUUGUUCAUCCUAGUGGUUGA
Phalaenopsis equestris is the source of this 591-nucleotide messenger RNA. Its product is annotated as RING-H2 finger protein ATL57-like. Gene Ontology annotation, biological process: protein ubiquitination. NCBI's taxonomy places the organism in Eukaryota, Viridiplantae, Streptophyta, Magnoliopsida, Asparagales, Orchidaceae. The record is from RefSeq and is a predicted model, not a curated record. Bases 1 to 591 code for a protein of 196 amino acids. Gene Ontology annotation, molecular function: ubiquitin protein ligase activity. The transcript has 2 exons.